Messenger RNA from Moneuplotes crassus, 2578 nucleotides. The record is from the annotation of a GenBank genome assembly. NCBI's taxonomy places the organism in Eukaryota, Ciliophora, Spirotrichea, Euplotida, Euplotidae.
AAAAUGUUCAAAACUGCAUAUCAAGGCGGUGUUGCUGUAGAAAUCCUUGAUAAAAAACUUAUUAAGCCCUGGAAGAUUGACACUGGAGUCAAGAAGGAAUACAAUAAAGAAGUCAAGGGUUAUAUAUUUGUACUCGAGACAGGAAAGGGGCAGAUGAGAGCACCAAAAACAGACAAGAGUACCCUUCAUUUAACUCAGCCAUAUCUUGUAAUCCAAUGUUUUUUGGUAUCUGACAAAGACUUUCAUCUUGAAUUAGCUGUCAGGGAUAUCAACAAGACCGUCAAAAGACUUAUUUUCCACAAGGGGACCAAGGGGAUCAAAAUCGAGCACCACCACUCACGGAUUCCGAUCAAUUGAUUUACCGUAGGGAAGUGGAUGAACUUGUCCAUCAACAUAAAAAGUUUUAUCAAUCAUUGCUACAAUACAAAGAAGAGUAGCUUUAACUACAAGUCAUUAGAUUCGAUCUCGAUCAAGGGAAACUUAAUGAUAAAAAAAAUGUUCACCAUGAACAACUCCUUGCUCGACACUGAAGGGUAUGCUGACCCUGAGUCCUUCAAGGUCGAUGAGAUCCCUAAAACCAUGAAUUACGCGCCUAAUGUUCCUUACGUAGCACAAGUCAUCACAGCGAAUAGAAUCUUAGAAACCGAAGGAGGUCUUGAAGAGAGCAAAAUAGAAGAAGACCAGAAUACAACAUUCCAAUCAGAGUCAUCGACUAAAUAUAAAUAUGCUUUUGGCUCGAGAGUUAAGACCGAAGAGGAUUUUGAUAAAGGUCUCGGCAUUAUUGGUGUGGGCAGAACUGGCUCAGCCAAGAAGCGGCUAACAGGCUCCUCCCUAAAUGAAGAAACUAAGAAGUCUAAACCUAAAACUACCAAAAAGAGGAUGAAUGUUGCUUCUAAAAUUGACAAUAAGCCUCCUAAAAGACCACCCAAGAAAGCCGCAAAGACUGACCCAAGGCCUCCUAUGGAACAUUUUGAGGAAGAAAAGAAGGCCACUGAGAUUCCAGUCAAGAAAGACCGAACUCCACUUGAAAUUGAGCUUGAAAACCAAAAACUGAAACUUGAAAAACAAUUUAAAAUGGUCUCAAAAGAGGAAGAUAAGCUUGAGUCCAUCAAGAAGAAAAGGAAGGAGCUAUUCAGCAAUCCUUUUUCGAAAAUUAAGGCUCAAGAUCCACCCAAAAAGAGCAAACCAAAAGAUUUCAAUGAUGAUCUCAUGAACGAACUCGAUAUGGAGGAAGAGAAAGAUCCGAUGCAUAGCAUUAAAGAAGAAGAUGAAGAACUUGAACAAUACUCUCGGCAUAUGAGGACAGGCUCUUCAAUAGAAGAUGACGAAGACCCCGAAGAGGACUUUAACCAAAGACAAGAUAGUAAAUUUGUGGAUACUGAUGACCGAGAUGAUAUCGAAGACCUCCAAGUAGCUGGGACAAGGACUCAGUUGCAAUAUCAAGAAGAAGAUAGUACAAAAAAUGUCAUCCCAGAUGUUCAGAUUCCAGAUAGUACCAUAAAUAGAGAAAUCCAAGAUAAUACUUUAAACAGAGACAUCCAAAAUGUUGUUCAAGGAAUUCCAGGGUUGGAUUCUGAAUUUGGAGGUAUAGUAAUGCCUCUAAAUUCUCCUGAUGAGACAAUACCAGUGUCUUCAACUACAAACAAGACUGAUUUCCCUGUCCAUGAGAAGUCUGUAACCCAAUUCAACGCAAGCUCCUUACCACAAGAAGAGCCUCAAAUAGAUGAUGGGACUAAAUUUAGCAUCCAUCAAGAAGUAGAAUACCCAGAAGAAGAGCAGGACCAGAUCACCUUCAGUGGAAAGAAAGUCAGCGAGGAAAUCCCUGAUGAAACUCCACAAGAAGAAAUAGAAAACAACUUCGACACUAACCCAGACGAGCUUGAAGAAGGGACAUUCCAGGAAUACGAGUUCGGUGAAGGAGAUCUCCUCUCAAGGACCAAAGUAUUUGGGAAAUCCAGUACUGACCAAGAUCCUGAUUCAAAGGAUAUUGAGACUGAACCUCCACGAGGAAAUUUUGAUACGAAACCUGAGCUAACAGGCACUGAAAAGUACUUCGAAUCCCCACUUAAAGCUCCUGAAGUUGCACCCAAAACAGAGGCUCCUGUAAGAUAUGAAGCAGAGGAUGAAGAAGAGAAGGAAAUCUCUCAGAACCUUGAAAAAUACAGUGUGCGCAACAAAUCUAGCUUAUCCAUACAAAAAGACAAAAUUAAAUAAAGAUAAACCAAUAAAGAGGAAAGAAGACCCAAAUCCAUUCAUCAAGGGAGCCAUGAAUAUGGUUGAGGGAUGGACAACCACUGCUGGCCAAGAGCUAGAAGAGAACAACGAAGAACCUAAUUUUGAGAGUUAUAAUCUUGAAGGAAUCGAACCUUCUGAUGACCACCAGAACGCUUUUAAGGAUAAUAAUGUAGAUGUGGAUAACUGAGACAAUAUAUCAAAAGACAGCCUUGAAGAAGACAGUCCUGCACCGCAAACAGAAGAGAGUAGCAGUAUGAAAGUAGUAUACAACUCAGUAUUAGGCCUAUACUACGAUCCACUGACAAAGCAGCAUUUUGAGAAAAUUCCAGAAAAUAACAACUAA